This is a messenger RNA of Telopea speciosissima, 1936 nucleotides long. RefSeq names its product probable folate-biopterin transporter 4. NCBI's taxonomy places the organism in Eukaryota, Viridiplantae, Streptophyta, Magnoliopsida, Proteales, Proteaceae. The transcript has 7 exons. The coding region runs from base 139 to 1626 and encodes 495 amino acids. The record is from RefSeq and is a predicted model, not a curated record. Gene Ontology annotation, cellular component: membrane.
CGAAUGACCUUCAAAUACGGAAAGCAUUUCCUUCUCUCUCUCUUUCCUUUCGUCUGAAACGAGCAGAAAUCUUUGGGUAGAGAAGAAGCGAGAAAAGUUGUCGAUGCUCCAAGAAACCCUCUAUUUUUCCUACUCAAAAUGAUAGUAUGGUUCAAACAGUUGCUGGCUGCGUUCGGUUUUUGGUUCCUAUGGAUGAUCUGCUUGGUUUACUUCAUUCAGGGUUUCAGGUCAUUUGUGUGGACUGCAGUUUCUUAUCAAAUGAAAGACAUGCUUAACUUGUCACCGUCAGCCUCUCAGCUUGUGUUUUCUGUAGCAUUUUUUCCAUGGAGUAUAAAACCCCUUUAUGGAAUAUUGUCAGAUUGUAUUCCUAUAAGAGGGAGGAAAAGGAUACCAUACUUAAUCAUCUCUACCAUACUAUCUUUCUUCCCAUGGCUAAUACUUGGGCUAAAAUCUUCUAUGAGGAGUUCCAGUGGACCACUCAUGAUCUUUUUAACAGUGCAAAACCUAGGUUCGGCCAUGGCAGAUGUUGUGGUUGAUGCAAUGAUUGCUGAAGCUGUACGGUCUGAGCGGGCAUCAUUUGCUGGAGACCUCCAGUCAAUGUCUUGGUUGGCAAUGGCCUUUGGAGGAAUAUGCGGGAGUUUGUUAGGAGGAUUCGCAUUGACCAACUUACAAAUAGAGACAAUUUUUCUUCUUUUCUCUGUACUCCCAACCAUACAGUUAUUAUCGUGUGGUUUGGUUGAAGAGGAUUCCAUAGGUAUCAAAGUUUUGCCAGAGCUUGGUGGCUUAGGAAGCUCUCAUAGACAGGAUAGUAAUGGUAGCAUCUCAGACUCUGACAUUUCAUCAAUCAAAAAGUCCAGGUCAAGUACUACAAGGAGAAAAAAGAGCCGUAACAGCAAAAUGCAAAAAUUCAUCACAACUAGAUCUGAGACUCUGCAAAAGGAUAGUUCCUUGGCUGCUCAGUGGUUCCAGUCUCUAAAAUCAGCUAUCUAUAGUUUGUGUCAUGCAUUUAAGCAACCCAUCAUCCUGAGACCAAUGACUUGGUUUUUCUUAGCACAUGUUACUGUUCCAAACCUCUCGACGGUCAUGUUCUAUUAUCAGACUGAAUUUUUACACUUGGAUGCAUCCUUUCUGGGUACUUCACGUGUUGUUGGAUGGUUAGGCCUCAUGGUUGGAACCUUCAUUUUCAAUCGCUUCUUGAAGGGCAUGAAAUUAAGAAGACUUCUCAUGUCGGCCCAUGUUGGUCUUGCUAUUUUGAGUCUCCUUGAUAUCGCUCUCGUGUCUCGGUUGAAUGUUUCAUUCGGCCUAUCAGAUAAACUUACAGUUAUGUGUGGGUCUGCUCUUGCCGAUGCAGUCAAUCAAUUUAAGUUUAUGCCAUUCCUAAUAAUCUCUGGACAGCUUUGCCCGCCAGGUAUUGAGGGGACCCUUUUUGCACUCUUCAUGUCCAUAAAUAACCUGGGGACCACAUUGGGAUCAUUUUUAGGUGCUGGUUUGGCCUCUAUGCUGAACAUCUCUUCAAGUUCUUUUGACAACCUUCUAUUAGGAAUUUUUGUUCAAGUGAUCUGCAUCUUCAUCCCGAUUGGUUUCUUGUUCUUGAUACCAAAAGACGCCACAGGGAUAACAGCUUAGCCAAUGAUGUUUUGGAUUUUUUCUGGAGAUGAAGUUUCUCAUAUACAGCGGAGAUUGACAGUGACAGCUAUGUAGCCUCAGAAGUCUUAACUUCUCUUUUGAAGUAAUUUUUGUUAGUUGUUAACUAAUAUAAUUGGCCAAAAUUUUUCUGAGAUUGUUUUUCAUAUACAGUGGAGGAGGUUGAACAGUUACAGCUAUGUAGCCUCAGAAGUCUAACUUCAAUUUUGAAGUAAUUUUUGUUAGUUGUUAACUAAUAUAAUUGGCUAAAAUGCUUAUGUGAUUGUUUCUACUGGUGUGAUUUUCCUCGGCA